Danio aesculapii is the source of this 2359-nucleotide messenger RNA. RefSeq names its product unc-93 homolog A (gene unc93a). The transcript has 8 exons. NCBI's taxonomy places the organism in Eukaryota, Metazoa, Chordata, Actinopteri, Cypriniformes, Danionidae. The record is from RefSeq and is a predicted model, not a curated record. The coding region runs from base 84 to 1499 and encodes 471 amino acids.
UCAAUCUAGUAUCUGGUUUAUUUUAAACUGACACGUUUUGCUGAAGGAAUUUCUCCCUUUGGAAGCAUUUACAUGAUUUCAAGAUGAAAAAACUUAUGAGCCGAAACACCAAAAAUGUCUUGGUGGUCUCUUUUGGAUUUUUGCUAUUAUUCACAGCAUAUGGAGGGCUGCAAAGUUUACAGAGCAGUCUCAAUGCUGAGGAAGGAAUGGGUGUGAUAUCGCUCAGUGUCAUCUAUGGAGCCAUCAUUCUGUCCUCGAUGUUUCUGCCACCAAUUAUGAUCAAAAAUCUGGGCUGUAAAUGGACCAUUGUCCUUUCUAUGGGUUGUUACGUGGCAUACUCUUUCGGAAACCUUGCGCCAGGCUGGGCCAGUCUGAUGACUACCUCUGCCAUCCUGGGAAUGGGAGGUUCACCGCUGUGGUCUGCAAAAUGCACUUAUCUUACAAUAAGUGGAAACAGGCAAGGCCAGAAAUACAACAAAAAAGGCCAGGAUCUCAUCAACCAAUAUUUUGGAGUCUUUUUCUUCAUCUUUCAGUCUUCUGCAGUAUGGGGAAACCUCAUGUCAUCUCUGAUAUUUGGCCAGGACCAAAAUAUAGUUGAAGUCCCCGAGGAGAACCUGGAGUUCUGUGGUGUGUCAACAUGCCUGGACAAUUUCACUGUCAUAGGAAACUCAACCCGUCCAUCAAAACACCUCGUCGAUACACUACUAGGCUGUUACAUCGGUGUGGGGCUUCUGGCCAUUAUUUUCGUGGCGGUGUUCCUGGACAACAUAGAUCGAGAUCAGGCUAAAGAGUUUCGCACUACUAAGGGCAACAAAUCCUUUUGGAGCACCUUUCUGGCCACCUUCAAGCUCCUGAGAGACCCCAGACUGUUGCUGCUCAUCCCGUUGACUAUGUACAGUGGAUUUGAGCAAAGUUUCCUUUCUGGCGAAUACACAAAGAACUAUGUGACUUGUGCGUUAGGAAUACAUUACGUUGGCUUCGUGAUGAUCUGCUUCGGAGCUUCAAACUCUCUGUGUUCAUUUGCGUUUGGGAGACUGGCUCAGUACACUGGAAGAAUCGCCCUCUUCUGCUUGGCUGCAGCAAUAAAUCUGGGCUCUUUUCUGGGUCUUUUGUACUGGAAGCCUCAUCCAGACCAGUUGGCCGUCUUCUUCGUGUUUCCAGCCCUCUGGGGAAUGGCGGAUGCUGUGUGGCAAACACAAACCAAUGCACUUUAUGGUAUCCUCUUUGCUGAGAAUAAAGAAGCAGCUUUUGCCAACUACCGCAUGUGGGAGUCACUGGGUUUCGUCAUAGCAUUUGCUUACAGCACAUUCAUCUGCCUGUCCACCAAGAUCUACAUAGCUUUGGCAGUUCUGGCUCUUACUAUGGUAACUUACCUUUAUGUGGAGUACAACGAGUACAAGCAUCCGACUCCACAAGUCACUGAGGACUUCCUCAAACCAAUCAAGCCCGAGCUGAAAGACAACAAAGAAGACAAUGUUAUUUCCCAGACGCAACUGUAAAUAUAUUUCUGGAUGAUAUUUCUGCAUUUGUAUAUACGGUUGAAGUCAAAAUGAUUCGCCCUCCUCUAAAUUUUGUUUACUUUUUCAAAUAUUUCCCAAAUGAUGUUUAACAGCAAGGAAUUUUUCACAGUAUUUCCGAUAAUAUUUUUUCUUCUUAUUUGUUUUACUUUGGCUAGAAUAAAAGCCGUUUUUAAUUUUUAAAAAACAUUUUAAGGUCAAUAUUAUUAGUCCCUUAAGCAAUAUAUUUUUUUCGAUUGUCUACAGAACAAACCAUCAUUAUACAGUUACCGCCCACUUUAUCAGGUACACCUGUCCAACUGCUCAUUAACGCUAAUUUCUAAUCAGCCAAUCUUAGUCAUGUAGACAUGGUCAAGACGAUCUGCUGCAGUUCAAAUCGAGCAUCAGAAUGGGGAAGAAAGGUGAAUUAAGUGACUUUGAACGUGGCAUGGUUGUUGGUGUCAGACGGGCUGGACUGAGUAUUUCAGAAACUGCUGAUCUACUGGGAUUUUCAUGCACAACCAUCUCUAGGGUUUACAAAGAAUGGUCCGAAAGAGAGAAAAUAUCCAGUGAGCGGCAUUUUUGUGGGUGCAAAUACCUUGUUUAUGCCAGAGGUCAGAGGAGAAUGGCCAGACUGGUUCUGCUGGUCUGCAGAAGAGCAUCUCUGAAAGCACAAAAUUUCGAACCUUAACAUGAAGGAUUAGGCAGUUCUGAAGGCAAAAUUGAGUCCAACCCUGUACUAGUAAGGUGUACCUAAUAAAGUGGCCGAUGUAUGUACAAUGAUUUGCCUAAUUACCCUAACUUGCCUAAUUAACCUUGCUAAGCCUUUAAUUGCCAUUUAAGUUGAAUACUAGUAUCUUGAA